AUGGCGAGAGCUCUGCCUUGGAACGACGCAGAGAUUCUCCACAAGCAGCUCCACGCGGCCUUCGGCUCCGGCCGCCUUCCUCCUCUUCAAAGAUUUGUCGAUCAAGUUUCCGAAUCGUUGUCCCCCACGGGGCUGAGAAUUCGGAAAGUCUUUUGCGACGGCAGUCGCCCAUCCACCGCGUUUUUGGUCCUCCACAGCGAGGCCGAGGAGGAACUGCCUGUCAGCCUCUCUGCGCUCCGAGCGCUCGCGCGCGUCUCCAAGAAAUUCUCGCUGACGCAACUUCGAAUCUUCGAAGCGGCGGCGAGUCAUCUUCUGCGCACGCUGCAGGCGCUCCUCGAGCUUCAGCUGAUGCAAGUGGAGAACGUGGAGGCGGAACCGUCCGCGGCGCGCCUGGUUUUGGGCCCCUGGUGUUACGCGGAGAAACUUCGAUCCCUUGAAGCAGUGAUGCCUGACGACGGCGCCGACGGCUUUGCUUGCACCCGUUGUCGUCUUCCGGCAAUCUUCAAUGCGCGCCGCUGUGGAGCUCCAGCGUGCGCGGCGCAGUACCACAGAGAGUGUCUCGAGUUUCUUUCUUCUCUCCGGUCUCCCUCGGCUCUCGGAAAAAGGCAAGGACGCCGCGUCUCGGCAGAAAGUGAAGACGAACGAGGAGAGGAAGAAGGCGACGAACUGGGUCAGCCGCGACUGCAGAGCGAGGACAGCGCGACGAACAAGGAAGAUGGAACUCCCCGCGUGUGCCCGGCGUGUCGCGGCCCAUGGGGAAAUGUUCAGGUGAGAGGCGAAGAACGAGAGGAGGAGGACGCGACGGCAUGA
Messenger RNA from Neospora caninum, 810 nucleotides. RefSeq lists its product as hypothetical. NCBI's taxonomy places the organism in Eukaryota, Apicomplexa, Conoidasida, Eucoccidiorida, Sarcocystidae. The coding region runs from base 1 to 810 and encodes 269 amino acids. The record is from RefSeq and is a predicted model, not a curated record. The transcript has 7 exons.